CAUACUCAAACGUUGUAUGUCUUGAAAUGUACUGUAUCCAACAGAAUUAGAGUUUCUUGUGUUGUACUGUCUGCAUGCGCUGCAACAAGAUCACUACAGAUCAUUUGUAUAUUUACGUACUCUUCUGACACUCUUCGUACUGAAGAAGGCACAGAACAUUUUACUGUAUCUGUAUUUUCCGUUGACGACGACUCCCAUGCAUCGUUGGCGUUCUUACUAACGAUAAAUACUAAGUCGCUAUAUAGUAUUAACAUCUGAGGACUAUGGUUUUUAGCAUAUUCACUUCGCAUACAUAAUUGGAUUUCACCUUUGCUAUCUUAAAACUUGGACUUUCAGUUUCUUUUUUUCCAAAUCCUUGCAGCAUGCCUACUCGCAUCCCCAUUAACGAGGAUCAGAUUCGAGUGAGUUCCGUGGCGGGUCAUGACAAUAAUCAGUUUGGAAAAGAACGCAUUGUUGAUGGAAAUUCGGCAACGUACUGGCUGAGUGAAAAGAUGCAAGGUGCGGCACAGUGGAUUAUCGUUAAAUUCCACGACAAGGUCAAGCUGGACGAAGUUCGCAUCCAGUUUGAGCCUGGACUGUCUGCUAAAUCGAUGUCCGUGAGAAAUAUGGAUCCAUAUGAAAAAGAGCUGGAAAUGUUUUUCCCAGAUGACACCAACUCACUACAGGUCAUUCCCAUACCACACAGUCCUUCGGUGCACAAUAUCAAAAUUGCUUUCGAUUGCUCUACGGACUUUUUUGGACGAAUAGCGGUCAAAUCAUUAGAGUUUUACGGUGCUUAAGAUUUUAAACGUGCGAGUAAAUGAUUUCAAAUACGUAGAUUGUGGAUGAGUCACACAACUCACAAGUCACAACUGCUCGCAAGCAUUAGCUAACAAUUUCAGUCAGACAAUUCGUCAUGCGAUUGUUUGCUGCGCUAUGCCAUCGGCAAGCAUUUAAUUAACCUGUUGGACCAUAUUGCCUAAAAUGGCAGUUCUUAAUCAGUAUGUUGUUUAGCGUAGUUUCAAGUGGUUUCUGAUGUUGUUAACCAUAACUGAAGUCUGAAAUAAUUAUAUAGUUAAACGACUGCAGUCAAAAUAAAAUUUUAG
This is a messenger RNA of Paramacrobiotus metropolitanus, 1085 nucleotides long. RefSeq names its product nuclear receptor 2C2-associated protein-like. Bases 363 to 779 code for a protein of 138 amino acids. The record is from RefSeq and is a predicted model, not a curated record. The transcript is spliced from 4 exons. NCBI's taxonomy places the organism in Eukaryota, Metazoa, Tardigrada, Eutardigrada, Parachela, Macrobiotidae.